Monopterus albus (swamp eel) is the source of this 1590-nucleotide messenger RNA. It is a transcript of the gene tubb2b, whose product is annotated as tubulin, beta 2b. Gene Ontology annotation, biological process: microtubule-based process. The transcript is spliced from 4 exons. The coding region runs from base 71 to 1408 and encodes 445 amino acids. The record is from RefSeq and is a predicted model, not a curated record. Gene Ontology annotation, cellular component: microtubule. NCBI's taxonomy places the organism in Eukaryota, Metazoa, Chordata, Actinopteri, Synbranchiformes, Synbranchidae. Gene Ontology annotation, molecular function: GTPase activity; structural constituent of cytoskeleton; GTP binding.
UAGGUACGCACAUUUUGAAACCCAAAGCUUUUCGGACCAGAGUUCAUUCUAUCUGCCGAAAAAAAGAGAAAUGAGGGAAAUUGUGCAUCUCCAAGCUGGCCAGUGCGGAAACCAGAUUGGUGCUAAGUUUUGGGAGGUGAUCAGUGAUGAGCACGGGAUUGACCCAACUGGUACAUAUCAUGGUGACAGUGACCUGCAGCUGGACAGGAUCAAUGUCUACUACAAUGAAGCCUCAGGUGGGAAGUAUGUGCCCCGUGCUGUGCUGGUUGAUCUGGAGCCAGGCACCAUGGACUCGGUGAGGUCUGGCCCUUUUGGCCAGAUCUUCAGACCAGAUAACUUUGUUUUUGGCCAGAGUGGUGCAGGCAACAACUGGGCUAAGGGUCACUACACAGAGGGUGCAGAGCUGGUGGACUCUGUUCUGGAUGUGGUACGGAAGGAGGCUGAGAGCUGUGACUGCCUGCAGGGGUUCCAGCUCACCCACUCCCUAGGUGGUGGAACAGGCUCAGGUAUGGGCACACUGCUCAUCAGCAAGAUCCGUGAAGAGUAUCCUGAUCGCAUCAUGAACACCUUCAGUGUGGUGCCUUCUCCAAAAGUAUCGGACACAGUUGUCGAGCCCUAUAAUGCCACGCUAUCAGUCCACCAGCUUGUAGAAAAUACAGAUGAGACCUACUGCAUCGACAAUGAGGCCCUGUAUGAUAUCUGCUUCCGCACCCUCAAACUCACAACCCCCUCAUAUGGUGAUCUCAACCACCUGGUUUCUGCCACCAUGAGUGGUGUCACUACCUGCCUCAGGUUCCCAGGACAGCUCAAUGCUGAUCUGCGUAAGUUGGCUGUAAACAUGGUGCCAUUCCCCCGUCUGCACUUCUUCAUGCCAGGCUUUGCUCCCCUCACAAGCAGAGGCAGCCAGCAGUACAGAUCACUCACUGUGCCAGAACUCACCCAGCAGAUGUUCGAUGCCAAGAACAUGAUGGCUGCCUGCGACCCACGUCACGGCCGUUAUCUGACUGUGGCUGCAAUCUUCCGGGGCCGCAUGUCCAUGAAGGAGGUGGAUGAGCAGAUGCUCAAUGUGCAGAACAAGAACAGCAGCUACUUUGUUGAGUGGAUUCCAAACAAUGUCAAGACCGCUGUCUGCGACAUUCCUCCCCGUGGCCUCAAGAUGGCUGCUACUUUCAUUGGCAACAGCACUGCCAUCCAGGAGCUGUUCAAGCGCAUCUCUGAGCAGUUCACAGCCAUGUUCAGGCGCAAAGCUUUCCUCCAUUGGUACACUGGUGAGGGCAUGGAUGAGAUGGAGUUUACUGAGGCAGAGAGCAACAUGAAUGACCUGGUUUCUGAGUACCAGCAAUACCAGGAUGCCACUGCUGAAGAGGAGGGUGAGUUUGAAGAGGAGGGUGAGGAGGAGCUGGCCUAAAUGCUGCACUUUUUCCAAGUUCUGAUAACAUUUGCAGUGAAAUGUAAUGUUCCGGGUCUUUCCAGUUUUCAGUGAAAUGUAAUGUUCCAGGUCUUUCCAGUUUCCAGUGAAAUGUAAUGUUUCCAGUACAGUUUUCAGUGUUCUGUCUGCUGUUCAUGUGAAUAAAAUCUUCUGCAUAUUGA